This is a messenger RNA of Heterostelium album PN500, 852 nucleotides long. RefSeq names its product class I SAM-dependent methyltransferase. The transcript has a single exon. The record is from RefSeq and is a predicted model, not a curated record. The coding region runs from base 1 to 852 and encodes 283 amino acids. NCBI's taxonomy places the organism in Eukaryota, Evosea, Eumycetozoa, Acytosteliales, Acytosteliaceae. Gene Ontology annotation, molecular function: methyltransferase activity.
AUGUCAACACCGGUAUACGAACAAACACCAGGCGCUUGGGACUCUGCAAGCACUGCAUAUGGUAAUAUGAUGAGAAAGACCAGCUUCACUAGAAUGUAUGCUUUAGAUUGUCUUGAUAAGACUAUACCUGUUGGUUCUGUCAAGUCUGAUCUCCUCAUUCUGGAUGUCGCCGCAGGAACAGGAGCACUCUCUAUCCCUGCUGCUGAGCGUGUAAAGAAUCACAAUGGUCGUGUCAUUGCCACUGAUUUUGCACCAGAGAUGAUCAAUUUUCUCAACCAGGAGGUCAAAGCCAACGCAACACCGAUCCCAAUCGAGACUAAAGUAAUGGAUGGUCAGAAUCUCGAAUUUCCAGACAACACAUUCGAUUUUACCUACUCUGUGUUUGGCUUGAUCUUCUUCCCAGACCAACUAAGAGGAUUCCGUGAGAUGCUCAGAGUUUUGAAGCCUGGUGGCAAGGCAACGAUCACCUCGUGGUCAGAGAACUCACCGAUGGGUAUCAUCGUAAGGGAAACUAUCGCCAAACUCUACAAAGACCGCCCAGAUUUAACACCACCAACACCUCCACAAACCGUUAUCUCGCUCUCUGACCCAGUAAGAUUCGAAUCGUACUUUAAGGAAUGCGGAUUCAAAAACGUUACCAUCACCCCAGUCAAUCAUACGAUGACCUCUACCAUUCCAGAGAACAUUACUUUUUCACUUGGAAAUCCAAUCAUUGAAAAUAUCAGAAUGAGACUCCCAGACGAUCUAAGAGAGAAAUUCAACACCGUAUACGCAGAGGUUUUGGCUGAAAAGUACCCCUCAGGUGAAGUUGUAAUUGACGCAACUGCUUUUGUAGGUGUGGGUGAAAAAUAA